AUGGAACUUAUUUCUACAUGGGACAAAUUUAACCCCAACUACAAAUGUGACAUCUGGAGCAAUCUGAUAGCUGUCAUUGGGGGACUUAACUCUGACACUUCUCUCCACAUUGCAACCAUACUGGGCAUCUACAAGAUUUCACAGCUCAUGUACGGCUCUACAUCAGAGAGAAGUGGAAAAAACCAGGUCUUUCCUUCCUUCCAGAUGGUCCCAAAUGAAGCCCAUCAGUAUGUGGGGAUUCUCCAAUUACUCUUGCAUUUCAAGUGGAUAUGGAUUGGGAUACUUGCAGCAAAUGAUGACAAUGGAGAAAGGUUUGUGCAGAUUGCACUUCCCCUAUUUUUCCAGAGAGGUAUAUGUUUUGACUUCAUAGAAAAAACUCCCAUCUUAAAUUUUUUCACUGACUUUUACGGUGUGAUGAUAUGGAUCCAGGAAAUAUAUGCCAUUUUCAUGAAUAGAAAAGCCAGUGUAUUAGUAUUUUAUGGAGAAAUCCAGGCCAUCCUCAUUUUAGGAACAUUGCUAUGUGUACCAGAAACAACAAUUAACCCAAAAGGUAAAGUGUGGAUAAUGUCAGCCCAGAUGGAUCUUGUAAUGUUAGGCUUACAAUGGACUUGGGAUAUACAAAUGUUUCAUGGUGCUAUUGCCUUCACAAGUCAUUCUCAUGAGCUAUCAGGAUUUCAGAAUUUCCUUCACACAAGAAACCCUUCUGUAGCCAAAGAAGAUGGUUUUAUCAAGGACUUUUGGCAGCAGGCAUUCAACUGUAAAAUGUCAAAUUCCACUGUGGUUGAAAUGGAAAUGGAAAUCUGUACUGGACAGGAGCAGCUGGAGAACCUUCCUGGGACAUUUUUUGAAAUGAGCAUGACUGGUCAUAGCUAUGGCAUCUACAGUGCUGUCUAUGCUGUGGCACAUGCUCUAUAUGCCUUGCAUUUAUCCAAAUCCAGACAAAGGCGAAUGAGGGAUAAAGGGAGAUGGACACUUCAGAAUCAACAGCCAUGGCAGCUGUACCGUUUUCUGAAAAGUGUCACAUUUAAUAACAGUGCCGGGGACAAAAUUUCCUUUGAUGAAAAUGGAGAAUCAGGAGCUGGUUUUGAUAUUGUAAACUGGGUUUUUUGGCCAAACCAGUCUUUUCGUAAAGUGAAAGUCGGAAGAAUGGAUCUCCAGGCCUCUCCAGCACUCACCAUUACAGAAAGCGCUAUCACAUGGCAGAGCUGGUUUAACCAGGUGCUGCCCCUCUCUGUGUGCAAUGAUCAUUGCUAUUCUGGUUACAGCAGGAAAAAGAAAGAAGGGGAGCCAUUUUGUUGCUAUGAUUGCAUUCUGUGUCCAGAAGGGAAAAUUACCAAUAAAAAAGAUAUGGAUGACUGCAUUAAAUGCUCAGAAGAUCAUUAUGCAAGCAAAAGCCAUGAUUCAUGCAUCCCCAAACCUGUAAGCUUCUUGUCUUAUGAAGAACCUUUGGGAAUCAGUUUAGCCAUUUUUACUGUUGCUUUUUCUUUCAUCUCAGUGUUGGUGCUAGGAACAUUUAUGAAGCACCAGGACACUCCCAUUGUCAAAGCCAACAACAGGAACCUCACCUACACUCUCCUCAUCUCCCUCCUGCUUGGCUUCCUCUCUGCUUUGCUAUUCAUUGGUCCACCUGACAAGGUGACGUGUCUCCUUCGACAAACUGCUUUUGGCAUCAUCUUCUCAGUGGCCAUUUCCUGUGUGUUGGCAAAAACCGUCACUGUUGUUCUGGCUUUCAGGGCCACCAAGCCAGGAUCCAGGAUAAGGCAAUGGAUAGGGACAAGACUGGCCAACACUAUUGUUCUGUCUUGUUCUCUAAUCCAAACAGGCAUCUGUACUAUGUGGCUGGCAACUUCUCCCCCAUUCCCAAAUUUUGACAUGCACUCAAUGACUGAUGCAAUUGUACUUGAGUGUAAUGAGGGGUCAACUAUCCUGUUUUAUUGUGUUCUGGGCUACCUGGGUUUCCUGGCCAUUAUCAGUUUGAUUGUGGCUUUCCUGGCCAGGAAGUUACCUGACAGUUUCAAUGAAGCCAAGUUCAUAACUUUCAGCAUGCUGGUCUUCUGCAGUGUUUGGUUGUCCUUUAUUUCCUCUUACAUGAGCACCAAGGGAAAAUACAUGGUGGCUGUGGAGCUUUUUGCUAUAUUAGCCUUCAGUGCUGGAUUACUGGGUUGCAUCUUUUUCCCCAAAUGCUACAUCAUUGUGGUUAAACCAGGACUGAACAACAGGGAGCAUCUAAUGUUGAGAAUGAGAAAAAGAAGCCAAGUAUCUAGGUCUUCUGCUUUAGGUUGCAAUCUAAAGCUGUGA
Molecule: messenger RNA, 2298 nt
Organism: Rhineura floridana
Lineage: Eukaryota; Metazoa; Chordata; Lepidosauria; Squamata; Rhineuridae
Product: vomeronasal type-2 receptor 26-like
Exons: 5
Coding region: 1-2298 (765 amino acids)
Biological process (GO): G protein-coupled receptor signaling pathway
Cellular component (GO): membrane
Molecular function (GO): G protein-coupled receptor activity
Source: RefSeq, a predicted model, not a curated record